This is a messenger RNA of Ceratitis capitata (Mediterranean fruit fly), 1583 nucleotides long. Its product is annotated as proton-coupled folate transporter. Lineage: Eukaryota; Metazoa; Arthropoda; Insecta; Diptera; Tephritidae. Gene Ontology annotation, molecular function: transmembrane transporter activity. The coding region runs from base 1 to 1581 and encodes 526 amino acids. Gene Ontology annotation, biological process: transmembrane transport. The record is from RefSeq and is a predicted model, not a curated record. Gene Ontology annotation, cellular component: membrane. The transcript is spliced from 9 exons.
AUGAACUCAGACCAGGAGAGUUUAUAUGAUCCGGAAGCAGGUGAUGAGUCGCCUCAGGUGCUGGAUGCUGCGAAUAUUAGCCACACACCGUCUACGGCAACCGCACAUAGCAGUAAUUCAGAUGGUAAUCGUAACGAUGAAACGACAAGCAAAGAUGACGCGUCUGUUGCAGCCAAUGAUGGACCAUAUACAUCGCCGCGUAGACGUUGGUUCAUCUUAGAACCUGCAGUAUUUUUGGUUUUCCUUGCAAUGUAUUUAUCAGGGGCGGUUUAUCAGAACCAAGUUCUUUAUCAGACUUGUGUCGCAGUAUACAAAUAUAAUGAAAGUGAUUGCCAGCCACUGCUGGGUGUUAGCAGAGAAACGAAAGAAGCUGAGGAAAUCGAAACGCGUGUACAACCGUAUGUUGCACGAAUUCUAAUGGCUCGUUCACUUUUGGAGAGCAUUAUACCAGCAUUCGUUAGUUUAUUUGUGGGUCCAUGGUCGGAUAAGUUUGGACGUCGUCCUAUUAUACUCGCAACAUAUACAGGCUACCUCACUGGCUGCGUAAUACUAACGGUGUUGGCUUUUAUUUCGACGAAAGUUGUAAUUAGCCCAUGGCUUUUUCUACUAUCUUCCGUACCCUCGGUGAUUAGUGGUGGCACCUGCGCUCUAAUAACUGGUAUUUAUUGCUACAUUUCGGAUGUAGCUAAGGAAAAAGCGCGCGCUGUACGCAUGGUGUUGAAUGAAGCUUCACUGUUGGCUGGCAUGAUGGUUGGUAAUGUGCUUAGCGGUUACGUAUACGCGGCCACAAAUGUUGUGACAGUGUUUGGCAUUUCGGCACUGCUAAUGCUACUCGCCUUAUUAUAUGUGGUCAUAUUUGUGGUGGAAAGUUUGCGGCCCGAUCAAAUUCAUUCUGGUUCCAAAAUACGUGAAUUCUUCCGCUUUGAUUUGGUUAAGGACCUCGUGCAUACUUGCUUCGAACGACGACCCAGCUACGAUCGUGCCAUCAUUUGGCUGACAAUGAUUACACUAACUAUCGCAUUAUUCACCAUGGAGGGUGACAGCAAUGUAACAUAUCUCUUCUUUCGUGCCAAGUUCGAGUGGACACUGAAAGACUAUACACUAUUCAACGCUGCACGCAUUGUUGUGCAGAUAUUUGGCAGUAUUUUCGGUUUAAUUUUCUUGCGAAAAGUUCUCAAAUUCUCAAUUGUCUCCAUGACAAUGCUUUCCUUGGCCUGCUGUGUGUUGGAGAGUACCGUGCGUGCCACUGCCAUGUAUUGGUGGGAGUUAUAUUUGGGUAUGAUACUAGGCGGCAUGCGUGGCAUAAUGGGUCCUAUGGCGCGUGCCAUACUAUCACAUGUGGCGCCACCGACGGAAGUUGGCAAAAUAUUUGCUUUCACCACGUCGCUGGAGUCGCUGUCCCCACUCGGCGCGGCACCACUAUAUGCAAUAGUAUAUAAUGCGACAAUCGAAUUUUAUCCAGGAAUCUUCAAUUUCAUAAGCGCGGGACUGUAUUUACUUUGUUUCACAUUGAUUGCCGUAAUUUACAGCAUUCAAAAAUCACUGGGUAAUACGGCUGCUUAUCAGGCGAUCGGUAGUUAAAA